This is a messenger RNA of Aureobasidium melanogenum CBS 110374, 424 nucleotides long. RefSeq lists its product as uncharacterized. Lineage: Eukaryota; Fungi; Ascomycota; Dothideomycetes; Dothideales; Saccotheciaceae. The annotation marks the transcript as partial. The record is from RefSeq and is a predicted model, not a curated record. The transcript has a single exon.
AUGCCAUGCACAGAAAGCGUGCCUCUCCUCUCUGGAGACUCACCUCCAGGUUCUGGCAGUUACGGUCUGAGCUACUGGAUCAAAGGGCUCUACCUCGCCAUACCGAAGAGCAAGCCUGCCGCCAAGGUGAUGAUCUGCUGCUGUAUACUGGAAGUCUUCCUGGGCUGCUGUUCACUGAUCGAAUCCUUGAUUAUGCAAUCCCUCGUCUCACGAGACAAAGUGUUCCUCAUGGCCUUGGUCCGUCUCGUCUUCGAAGUCAUUACUCUGAUGGCUGGAGAGGCCAUAUCGGCCCUUCGGACGUUCACUGGCAGGGAGACACACAAAAACUUCAUGAACAGCUUGGGACAGAGCAAGAGAUACUCGUCAGACCAUAACCAGGGGAAAGGUCCAUCGAUGAAUAAGAUAGGCGCUGUCGACAUCUACU